Dendrobium catenatum is the source of this 2087-nucleotide messenger RNA. RefSeq names its product BTB/POZ domain and ankyrin repeat-containing protein NPR1. Gene Ontology annotation, cellular component: cytoplasm; nucleus. Gene Ontology annotation, biological process: regulation of salicylic acid mediated signaling pathway; defense response to bacterium; defense response to fungus. The transcript is spliced from 4 exons. Lineage: Eukaryota; Viridiplantae; Streptophyta; Magnoliopsida; Asparagales; Orchidaceae. The coding region runs from base 171 to 1880 and encodes 569 amino acids. Gene Ontology annotation, molecular function: protein binding. The record is from RefSeq and is a predicted model, not a curated record.
GACGAAACUCUUUUCACUGAUACAAAAUCUACCUCUUGACCUGCUCUUUUUCACUCCCAUAAAAUCCAUCUCUCCCCUCUCCUGCCCUCCAGUUCCGCAUGGAUCAUUCCCUCUUCUGCUUCCUGUGAUCUUACUCCUCGUCCUCUACCACUGAAGACGCCGGGCCGCCGAUGAUCUCCACGGCUCAACUCCCGGCCUUUUCGGAUUCCGACAACGGCAGCAGCAUCCAAUUCGCAGAUGCCAUUGAAUCCCACUCGCCUGAAAUAGAGAGCCUCCGGCGCCUCUCCGACCACCUCUUAUAUCUCCUUCAAUCCCCCGACUUCGAUUUCUUCUCCGAUGCCCGCAUUGCGGUCGGUGCCAAAGAGCUCGCCGUCCAUCGUUGCUUGCUCUCCGCGCGGAGUUCCUUUUUUCGAGAUGUCUUUGCGGGAAAGGAGAAGGCGCCGGACCUGCCGGUUAGGGUUGAGAUGAAGGAAUUGGUGGGUGAUAAGUUCGAUGUGGGCUUCGAGGCGUUGGUUCUCGUGAUUGAUUAUCUGUACAGCGGGAGGGUAGGUCAGUUGCCGAAGGAUGUGUGUAUGUGCGCCGAUGAUGAAUGUGCACAUGUUGGAUGCCGGCCUUCGGUGGGGUUUAUGCUCGAGGUGCUCUUUGCCUCUUUCACGUUCAAGAUCUCCGAACUAGUCAGCCUCUUUCAGAGGCAUCUUCUUGAUAUUAUUGACAAGAUAGCAAUAGAUGAAAUACCACUAAUCCUUUGUGUUGCAAAAUUCUGCAAUAUAGCAUGUGAAAGAUUGCUUAUUAAGUGUGUAGAGAUUGUUGUCAAGUCGGACAUACAUAUUGUAACUCUAGAGAAGGUCUUGCCCCUGGAUAUAGUUAACCAAGUCAUGGAGACACGUUCAAAUCUCGGUCUGCGAGGCGGUGAGGGCCUUGUUUUUCCUGAUAAACAUGUUAGGAGAAUUUACAGAGCUUUAGAUUCAGACGACAUUGAAUUAGUGAAAAUGCUGUUGACAGAGGGACCUACUUCCCUUGAUGAUGCUUAUGCCCUCCAUUACGCCGUGGCUCAUUGCGAUACAAAAAUCACCAUGGAACUUCUAGAUUAUGGUCAUGCAGAUGUUAACCAUGUGAGCCCUAGGGGUUAUUCUGUGCUACAUGUUGCUGCCAUGCGUAAAGAACCUAAGAUCAUAGUUUCUCUCCUGACGAAAGGAGCACGGCCGUCCGAUCUUACAUUAGAUGGUAGAAAAGCAGUUCAAAUUUCCAAGAGAAUUACAAAGUAUGUGGACUAUUGUAGGAACAUAGAAGGCAGGGCUUCUCUUGAGGAGGGGCGUUUAUGUAUUGGUAUAUUGGAGCAUGCUGAAAAAAGAAAUCCACUCGUAGGAGAAGUUUUUUCUCUGGCAAUGGCUGGGAAUGACCAGCAUGGAAUAUUAUUGUACUUGGAGAAUAGAGUUGCACUUGCGAGGAUGUUGUUUCCAAUGGAGGCAAAAGUCGCUAUGGAGAUUGCUCAUGUUGAUGGUACCUUGGAAUUUACACUGGGCACUACUGCAAACCCGAGAUCCACUGUCGACUUGAAUAAAGAACCUUUCAAGAUUAAGGAAGAGCAUCUAGCCCGGAUAAAAGCUCUUUCUACAACAGUUAAACUUGGCAAACGAUUCUUUCCCCGGUGCUCAGAGUAUUUGGAUAAAAUUAUGGAUGAUGAUAAUUUCGAUUUGUCUUCUGUUGGACACAACAACGCUUCGGUGGAGCAAAUGAAGAGGUACCUUGAACUACAAGAUGAUAUCAACAGAGCAUUUACUGCGGACAAGGAAAAAUUAGAUAAGUCUGCAUUGUCUUCACCUUCUUCUUCAUCCACAUCUGCAGGGAUUGUUCGGAAAAGAAAUAGAGUUUGUAUAUAAAACCAACUGUGUUGUUUCAGUAUCAGUUUCCUCCUCUGUACUUCGCCAUUGUUGCUGUAACGGAAGCUACUGCUGAAUAUUUUACAAGUGGUAUAGCUUUCACUGAAUUUUUUUGGCCGUUGUAAGUAUAUAGGCUUAAAGCCAUUUGAUACAUGGUUGUUUCUCGCUUAUACUUCUAAUACAUAUACGUUGUUAGUGUUAUAAUUC